Molecule: messenger RNA, 1983 nt
Organism: Cyprinus carpio (common carp)
Lineage: Eukaryota; Metazoa; Chordata; Actinopteri; Cypriniformes; Cyprinidae
Gene: cdadc1
Product: cytidine and dCMP deaminase domain containing 1
Biological process (GO): dTMP biosynthetic process; dUMP biosynthetic process
Cellular component (GO): cytoplasm
Molecular function (GO): zinc ion binding; dCMP deaminase activity
Source: RefSeq, a predicted model, not a curated record
GUUUAUUAAUGCUAAUGAAUGUAAAAUGUAAAUUGGGCAGUUCCGGCCGCGGUGUGUGGGCCUCCGCAUGCUUUUCGUCUGUAUGCGGCAAUCAGAUUUCUGGGGAAUCGAAUCAGGUGAGCCUUUAAGAACAGACGCCCCGCCCCCAGGUGACGUCUGCGCAAAUAGGAAGAGGACACCGUGAAGGCGGAGGGGCUGCUGUUGUUUGGGGCUGUUUAGUCAGUGACAUGUCAAUGCUGAUCGCGGUUGAAUGGCAGCACCGGACAGUCGGCGGUCUCACCGGGAUUUCGAGAGAAGCAGAUCUAUUCCAAACGGCGAGGAAGUGCGCAAUGCGAGGGAUAGCGGAGUACAGACGGAUGCCAAAGUACAAGGUCAUGGACCUCGACUGUCCAAAGCCAACCUCUUCACAUUGUUGAGUCUAUGGAUGGAACUUUUCCCAAAGAAAGAACCACAGCAACAAGAGAAUGACACAGCUGGAGACAGUGGUCUUGUGGUGGUCCAUGAGCGCAGGGUUCUGGGUCUGCAUUGCUCCAGUGUGCAGUUACAUGCAGGACAGGUGGCUGUGGUCAAACACGGACCUAGACUGAAGGGAUGCGAUCUCUACUUCUCCAGAAAACCCUGCUCCACCUGCCUCAAGAUGCUCAUCAAUGCUGGUGUGAGUAGGAUAUCAUACUGGCCCGGUGAUGCUGAGAUCAGUUUGUUGUCAGGUAGACACAAUCAUACAGACUCCAGUCACCAGGAAGCCAUCUUCGAUGCCACAGCUGGAGAGAGACUGAAGUCCAACAGCAGACCGCACAUCUGUGUGCUCCUGCAGCCUCUGGACUGCACCAUGCCGCAGUUCGUGGAUGAAACUUCUCAAAACUGUGACUUUCUUGGGAAGAUUGCUGCGGACAAUCCAUCUCUCGAUGUUAAGGAUAUCUUUAGAAGGGAAUGGUGGAACAACUUGGAUAAAUUAUUGGAGAAGUUCUUUAUAAAUGAUGAGGAACAGCAUAAGUAUGUGCUGAACAAAAUGGGACUGGAGAGCUUCUGUGCGGAACCAAAUUUUAGCAACUUAAGGCAGCAUAUGAGGACUCUAGUUAGAAUUCUGGCAUCCGCCGCCGCAAGCGUUCCGGUUCUAGAAGAAAAUUAUGGGUUCUUCAUGAAAGAGCCUUUAGGGACGGGUUCUCCAGCUUUACCUCAGGAUGUGGUGCGACACUGUAUCAUACAGGCCCGAUUACUGGCGUGUAGAACAGAGGAUCCUAAAGUGGGAGUUGGUGCGGUUAUUUGGGCUGAGGGAAAACAGUCUCAAUGUGAUGGCACAGGUCGGCUUUACCUAGUGGGCUGUGGGUACAACGCCUAUCCAGUGGGCUCACAGUACGCAGAGUAUCCUCAGAUGGAUCACAAGCAAGAGGAGAGACAGAACAGGAAGUACAGAUACAUCCUCCAUGCGGAGCAGAACGCGCUCACAUUCAGAAGCACAGAGAUAAAAGAAGAGGACAACACAAUGAUGUUUGUGACCAAAUGCCCCUGUGAUGAGUGUGUUCCUCUGAUCGGCUCCGCUGGAAUAAAGCAGAUCUACACUACAGACCUGGACAGCAACAAAGUCAAACAUGACAUCUCCUACCUCAGGUUCGACAAACUCAACGGCGUCCAGAAAUUCAUUUGGCAGCAGAAAUCAUCUGCUAGACGUUUGUCAGAACAAGUUGUGCCGCCCACAGCAAAUGGCUACCUGAAACGAAAAGAGGAAACUAAUUUUCAGUGCAAUAAGAGACUGAGAUCAUAGAAGACAUUUCGAAAUGGCAGCAACAGAUGUUCAAAUGUUAUUUAACCUGCCAUACUCAUGCAGCAUGAUUCAAAUCAGCAUCAUCUUACCAUUACAAUACAGCAUAAAAGAGGGAAGAGGUUUCAUUAGUUUAACAGGACAGCCUGUUGAAAGUUUAAUUAUAUGCAUUUUAGAAAUGGGAUUUGGGGUUGAAACUGCACACAAGUUAAUAAACAUAUCAA